Mytilus californianus (California mussel) is the source of this 1970-nucleotide messenger RNA. RefSeq names its product alpha-2 adrenergic receptor-like. The coding region runs from base 122 to 1339 and encodes 405 amino acids. The record is from RefSeq and is a predicted model, not a curated record. Gene Ontology annotation, molecular function: G protein-coupled peptide receptor activity. Gene Ontology annotation, cellular component: membrane. Gene Ontology annotation, biological process: neuropeptide signaling pathway. NCBI's taxonomy places the organism in Eukaryota, Metazoa, Mollusca, Bivalvia, Mytilida, Mytilidae. The transcript is spliced from 2 exons.
CAUGCUUUUGAUUGGAACGUAAUAGACAAACAUUCGGAUAUUAUAUAAACACGUUCAUUGGGUGAUUAGACAGAUAUUUGUUAGCAGAUUGCAUAAAUCAAACAGAUUGUACCAUCUGGGAAUGAUGUUUUAUUCCAACGAAAGCCACAGCAACAUAUACCUUGAAGAACUGAACAAUGUUAUGGUUAAGUUAUUAAUACCAAAUACUGUAUUUUUAUUUGUGCUUUUACUAGCCAGUCUGGCUGGUAAUGGUUUAGUUGUGUACGUUUAUAUAUUCAAGAUGAAAUCAAAAACGGAUGACAGAUAUUUCAUUCCAUGCUUAGCUGUUGUUGAUAUGAUCGCAUGCGGCCUUGGAGUAUCAUUUGGGAUUUGUUUGAACUUUAAUCCGUUGAACUUUCGAAAGGGCGUAAUAUGUAAAUUGAUCUGGAGUGCAAAUCAAUUUACUGCAACGAGUUCGGGUCUGAUGCUAUUAGCAAUUGCUGUUCAACGGUAUAUUAAGGUCAGUCGACUAUCGAACUCUUCUAUGAGCCUACGAAGUAAACGAUUGACAAUUACAGCAAUCAUAAUUGUAUCAAUUGUUAUAUCACUACCGUGUUUUGUCUUGUAUGGCGAAACGGAGGUCCCAUUGAAAAGCAAAAACAGAACAAUUACGGGAUACAAUUGUGGCGCUUUGCCUUAUGUGAACCAAAAUUUUCAAUUUGGUUAUUCAGUUACGCUAUUACUAAUAUUUUUAGCUGGAAUAUUUGCGCUCAUCGCAUUAUAUUGCGUAUUACUUCGUAUCAUAUAUAAACAAGAAUCUUUCAGGAAGAGAAAUAGAUCAACGAUACGUUUUUUAGGCGUCAGUGUACAUCAUGGUUUCGAGAACAAAUUUAUAAAAGAAUCUGGUUCAACUAAUUUUGCAGAUGCGGAUUAUUCUGUUGACAAAUCUGAAUCCUACAACACGGACAUGGAAUCAAAGACGACAAGCAACCAAAAACAGGGCACGAAUGGAGGAUUCGGCAUGCCGGGUCAUAUAUCUACUGCUCCCUCUGCAAUCCAUACAAGACGAACAUCAAAAUUAAUUAGAAUAUUCAGUCGAAUCAAACGCAAACAUCGAUUCUCUAUAAUGUUUUUCCUUAUCACACUAUUAUUUUUUAUCACCUAUUUCCCUAGAAUUGCGCUGAUGAUUAUAGAAUCUGUGAUAACAAGUUUCUGGGAUACGUUAACAGACGCUGAAUACGUCGUAGUUUUAUGUUUUUACAGAGGAUAUCUAAUGAAUAAUGUUGUUAAUCCUGUAAUUUAUUUAGUAUUUGAUACAAUUUUUAGAACAUCUUGCAAACAACUGUGUUGUAGAAAUUGACGAGACUACAAUAAUUUAAAAAGGAUUAAUACAGCUAUAUUCUUCGAAAUGUAUUAUUUAUUCAUUCAUGGGAUUCAAUUUUAAGUAGCAUUACUUCGAUAUACAUUUCUACCCAUUGUUAUAUUACCUCUGCGCAAUUACACCCCAUUGACAUAUUGGACAUUCUGAAAAGAUGACACAUACGUCUAUGCAUACCUUUUCAGUGGAAGAGACCCCCGUGUAAAAAUGAACAAAAAUAAAAACCAUAUAGUAUUACAUACUAAUUUUAAACAAAUUCAUUGCUAUCUUUUCAAAUAUUAAGAUGAUUCUGUGUUCAGUGCAUUCCAUCUUCCUAGAAGACACUAACCAUGCAUACCAAUUGAAGCAUAAAUGUACAUUUAUAAAACAACGACUUUGGUCAUUGAAUUAUCAAAAUAAAGAUGACAAAUAACUAUACAUAAUUAUGAUCAUUAAGUUACCAGAACACUUAUGAAUGACAAGAACACUUAAUAGAUACAGGUACUUGACCCACUCACGUUCAUCACAUAUGAAUAAGAUGAUGUAGUAUGAGUGUUAUUGAGAAAACUCCCCCUUUGACUUUGACCUGUGAUUUUUUUUAAGGCAUAGUAUACAUAAAUGGGCAAUGCUCUUG